Messenger RNA from Vespa mandarinia (Asian giant hornet), 3464 nucleotides. RefSeq names its product ras GTPase-activating protein-binding protein 2 (gene rin). The record is from RefSeq and is a predicted model, not a curated record. NCBI's taxonomy places the organism in Eukaryota, Metazoa, Arthropoda, Insecta, Hymenoptera, Vespidae. Gene Ontology annotation, molecular function: mRNA binding. Gene Ontology annotation, cellular component: cytosol; ribonucleoprotein complex.
CUUUUCAGUGCAGGUUCCGCUGCAUGUGCUGACACCAAGGUGCUCGGAGGUCCCAACACUGAGAACUGUUUUUAUAAUUAACAUUAUCGUGGACUGUUGUUGCUCUCGUGGAAAGGCUGUUCUCUCUCUCUCUCUCUCUCUUUAUCUAUCUCUCUCUCUCUCCCUCUUUUUCUCUUUCUGUUUUUCUCUUCCCGGCUUUCUCAAUAUCAUCGGUAAACUCAGUGCUUCGCGUCUAUUCAAGAGCGAUCCUUGUUAGAUAUUUGCUUCAUCAAACUGCAGCUUUGGCAAUCGAGCAGUUUAAUCAAUCUUUUGGCAAAUUGUUUUGGAGAGACCAAAAAGAAAAAAGAUGGUCAUGGAGGCAUCCCCCUCGCCGCAAAGUGUCGGACGCGAAUUUGUCCGACAAUAUUAUACUUUGCUUAAUCAAGCCCCAGCACAUCUUCAUAGGUUCUAUAAUCAACAUUCUUCUUUUGUACAUGGCGGGUUAGAUUCUAAUAGAGAAUCGACGCCUGCUAUUGGUCAAAAACAAAUACAUCAAAAGAUUCAACAACUCAAUUUUCGUGAUUGCCAUGCAAAGAUAAGUCAAGUUGAUUCACAACUUACUCUUGAAAAUGGAGUUGUUGUACAGGUAUCUGGCGAAUUAUCUAAUGCUGGACAACCGAUGCGCCGCUUCACUCAAACUUUUGUGUUGGCCAUCCAAGCACCAAAAAAGUAUUACGUACACAAUGACAUUUUCCGUUAUCAAGAUUUGAUUUUUCCUGAUGAAGAAGAAACGGAUGUGAGUGGGAUGGAAGGAGGUAUGAAUGAGACCACUGAAAGAGAUGCGGAAGAAGGUGGUCCUUCUGAACCAGAUGAAGAUGAACAUCAAAAUCAAGGACAGCCACUUACAGGCUCUGCACCAACUGCCGAACCGCAAAGUCAACCCACUAUUAUUCCUACGCAACAACCUCAACUUCAACAACAACAGAUCUAUUAUACACAACCACCACAGCCAUUGGUACAUCCUGUGAUGCAACAAGUUUUAAACGGAUCCGUUCAUGAGGAAACGACAUUGAUUAAUCAACAACAGCCUCAGCCUCAACAGCAACAACAACAACAACAACCUCCACCACCACCUCCCGUACAACAGCAACAACAACAUCAAUAUGUUGCUGAGACAGCAGCACAGACUCAGUUUGUUCAAGAAGCAGAAACAGAUACAGCGGCGGAACAGCAAACGUCGGCGGAGGAAGAACCGCAAGUACAAUCAGAAGAAACUCAGGAACAAACGGAUACUGAGACAUUUACACCAUCUGCACAAGAAACUGAACCUGAACAUCAAGUAUCUAAUACGAAUGUUAGCAGUAGCGGGCCUAAAACUUAUGCUAAUUUGGUAAAAUCUUUUCCAAGUUCCACCGCUACUCCUAGUCCUCAGGUUCCGAAGAUAUCUAUGUCCCCUCCACCAAUGACGAAUUUGAGGUUAGACGAUAGAUCACCGUUGCAUCCUACAGGUAGUGGAGCUACAUUAUCAGGAAUGAACGUGGCUACGUCUCAACCACAAACUCAUAGAACAAACAGUAAUCAACAACCUCAACAACAACCACAGCAUCAACAACAAAGAGCCUCGAGAGGUGGUCUUGUUCAACGAGAUGGAGAAAGACGUGGAGGAGCAAGACCGUGUCAAUACAGUGACGCUCAUCAACUAUUUCUUGGAAAUUUGCCACACAAUGCGUCCGAACACGAUUUGCGUCAAUUAUUUGAACGGUAUGGCAGAGUGGCGGAUUUACGUGUACACAGUAAAUCCAGUGACAGAUGCAAAGGUCCAUUGGGUAGUAACAAUGCUGCGAAAGUACCGAAUUAUGGAUUUAUUACUUUUGAGGAUCAAUUAGUUGUUACGAAAGUGUUAAACUCUUUGCCUAUAUUUUAUCCUGAUGAGCACGGACAAAAGUUGAACGUGGAAGAAAAGAAAACUAAGCCUAGGAUGUCAAUGGAUGGUAGUGGAGGAAGAUUGAAUUCUGGUGACGGUAAUAUGCGACCAAUGGGAGGACAACAACAACAACAGCAACAACAGCAACGUGGACCAGGUGGACCAGGAGGAGUGAUGAGGGGUGGUCAACAUGGAGCAAGAGGUGGUCGCGGUGGCUUUUCAAGAGGAGGAGAUGGUGGUAGGGGAGGUGGUGGAAUGAGACAACCUGGUAAUCCAAGCAACGCCAGUUAUCAAAAUCGUCGCUAAUAUAAAAGUGAUGAUUAAAAAGAGUCAUCUCCCAUUCCCUUCUUUGUCGGAUAUAAGUCUCACCGGUACAUUACUACCAUCCUCUCAUUCCCAAAACACACACAGAACCCAGGACUAGUUCGUACGCUACUCGACGUCGAUAAAGAUGUCGCCCUUGUACGCUUAUAUCUGCUUGAAACGUUCGUCAAGCAGUUAAAAACUAUUAAACCAGACGUCGGCACAAUUAGUACGAAAUACGAACUCGAACUACGUGAUGAAGGAUAUACAAUAUUAUGAUAUGGCUUAUAUUCGUGAUCACAUUAAGCCAAUAUAAUAUUUUCUUCAUCAGACGUCAAGACUUAAAAAAAAAAGGAAAAAAAAAAAAAAAAAGGAAAAAAAAAAAGGAAAAAAAGAAAAAAAGAGAUGGAAAAAGAAAAAAAAAAGAAUAAUUACCUUUAUUCUUCUUCUUCUUCUUCUUCUUCUUCUUCAUGGCCACCACACCCAAGUCGAUAAAGUCAACUCGAGUUUGUUCUUCAUACAUUAACCGACCAGGAAUUUUAAAGACUUUACAAUGAAAACUUAAUAAACGAAAUAAUAUUAACAAAAAUAAAGAAAAGGAAAGAAAAGUACAUACAUACAUACAUACAUACGUAUAUACAUACACACAUACGUACACACACCCAGCCACACACAUCAUAUAUACACACAAACAUAUGUUAUAUGUACGUGUAUAAUGGAGUGACACGUGACCAUCUGUCUGUAAAUCCUGGACAACGUCUUUCAACAAUAACAACUAGUACUGCUACUACUAUUACUACUACAACUAUCACCAUUACUACUACUUCUGCUACUACUACUACUACUACUACUACACUACUAUAGCAGCAGCAAAAAAUAACAACGUACACAGGGUACGAUGUUUCUUCUUAAACAUCAAUUUCAGGCAAAAAGGAUGAAAACAAAACAAAAAAAGAAAGGAAGAAAUUUCACUGGGUAUAUUAAUUAUAAGGAGAGAGUUAUAAUAUAGUGUGACGUGGAUCUAAUUUGUAUUUUCUUUUAUUUUCAUCUUAUUCUCUCUUUCUCUCUCUCUCUCUCUCUUGCUCUCACUCUUUCUCUCUUUCUCUCUCUCUCUCUCUCUCUCUCUCAACAACACGUCACACAUACAUAUAACUCUUUUUCUCUUAAUUUAUUCCACCUUUCCAUGAGCCAAAUUAAUCCUACGAUCUAAGUGAAAAAAAACAAAAAAAGAUAAAAAAGAGAGAGGGAGGGAAAGAAA